AUGGCAAGUUGUGUGCGUCUGCGCUCCGUCCUCCCCAGCCUGAUGUCCAGUGUGGCUAUCUCCCAAAGCUCUGAGGUCCAGCCUUGUUUCGGCCACCCCUGGAUGCCAGGUAGCCAGCACUACAGAGCCUUCAGUACGCAUCCUAUCCUUUGCAGCAGUUCCUUGGGCAACAGCUCAGCUGCAGACAAGGUUUCGGUGCAUUUUGUUAACCAAGAUGGGGUCAAAAUCACCACUGCAGUCACAGAAGGUGAAUCCCUGCUGGAUGUUGUCAUCAAGAAGAACUUAGACAUAAGUGGUUUUGGGGCCUGUGAAGGGACUUUGGCCUGCUCCACUUGCCACCUUAUUCUGGACGAGAACAUUUAUGAGAAACUUGAUCCCAUGGUAGAUGAGGAGAUGGAUAUGCUGGACUUGGCUUACGGAAUAACUAAAACGUCUCGUCUCGGCUGUCAAGUGUGUGUGCAAAAAUGGAUGGACGGCAUGACAGUGCAAGUGCCACAGGAGAUCAAGGACAUGAGGAAUGCUGUGGGGUCAGCGGGGAGUCAGUGA
This is a messenger RNA of Megalops cyprinoides (Indo-Pacific tarpon), 546 nucleotides long. It is a transcript of the gene fdx1b, whose product is annotated as ferredoxin 1b. Gene Ontology annotation, biological process: P450-containing electron transport chain; positive regulation of oxidoreductase activity. The record is from RefSeq and is a predicted model, not a curated record. The transcript has 4 exons. Gene Ontology annotation, cellular component: mitochondrion. NCBI's taxonomy places the organism in Eukaryota, Metazoa, Chordata, Actinopteri, Elopiformes, Megalopidae. The coding region runs from base 1 to 546 and encodes 181 amino acids. Gene Ontology annotation, molecular function: 2 iron, 2 sulfur cluster binding.